Alnus glutinosa is the source of this 1171-nucleotide messenger RNA. Its product is annotated as EID1-like F-box protein 3. The transcript has a single exon. NCBI's taxonomy places the organism in Eukaryota, Viridiplantae, Streptophyta, Magnoliopsida, Fagales, Betulaceae. The record is from RefSeq and is a predicted model, not a curated record. The coding region runs from base 43 to 891 and encodes 282 amino acids.
UUCCCCUCGCCUUCGCGAAACUAAAGCAUUGUUGCAAUAAUAAUGAGUGCGAACCAGCGAGUGAGGCCGAACCCAGGGUCCGACUCGUUCGAAUCGGGCAUACACAACGAGCGUAUACUCGUCCUCAUCUUCGAGUCCAUGAAAUGGGACAUUCACACCCUCUGCCUGACCUGUUCAGUCAACCGGAAGCUCCGAGCCAUAGCGGAACGGCUACUCUGGCGCAAACUCUGCGAGUAUCACGCGCCGCGCAUGAUAGAGACAUUGGCCAACGGCGUGCCCAACGGCCGGUUCUACGGUGGGUGGCACGCGCUGGCGAAGCUGAUGUUCUUUUGCUGUGGCUGCGAGUCAACUCGGCAUUUCAAGAUGAGUCGGCCCUCGCCGGGUCACUUCGUGAAGGCCUCGCGGUUUUCGAAGACUUCGGGUCGGAGCUUCCUGACCAAGAAGUGUCGAGGCGAUCUGUUGUACGUGAGCGACCCGUGCGAGCACCCAAUGGGCGAGAAGGAAGAUGAUUUGGGGAUUUAUAGAGGGGUAUUUAAGGGAUUUAGGAGAUCGAGAACUAGAGCCUGCUUGAUCGGACGACAGGUGGCGCUGGAGGAGAGAGUGACAUGCCCUUAUUGUGCGGCCCGCGUGUGGAGCAUGACCACUGCUCGGCUCGUCCCCAAGAGCGCGGCCAGGCGGCUCGGCUCGCACGAUGGCGGCUUGGACUACUUCGUAUGUCUGAAUGGGCACUUGUACGGCACGUGUUGGCUCGUGCCCUUAACCGAUGAGGAGGGUUCUGACGAGGAUAACGAUGAAGAUAAAGAUUACGGUAGUGAUGAUAAUGGUGGGGUCCGCUUGGUUGAUUAUGAGGAUCGGACGGUAAGUAAUGGGAUUCUCGGGUUCACCGAGUAAAAAUGGAGAUUUGGCCGGCAGACUCUGGUUCCUCUCCGAUUUUCCUGUGGAGGAGCACUAAAUUUGAUGACGUGGAGGGUGGACGAAACGGGAUUUAUGCUGACGUGUAAUAUCGAUUUUCUGUUGACUUGUACUUGUCCGAUAGUUGCCUCGACUUUCCGAGGUCUAUUCAUGAAAGUUUUUAGAUAUUUUCCGUUCAUUUUCCGGUCAGUCAUGGCCGGUGACUUGUGUUCUUGUCUUUUGUACACAUGAUAUUCUAGUGGAUAUCCUUUUCUUUUUC